AUUUCCUGCAUAUCAUAAUCGUAACUGUCCAGCACCCGGAACUAACUUCAGCUCUAGUCUCCCCAUAGCAUCGAUGUUUACUCGCUGCUGACUCAGAUCGGAUCCAUAGAAUACCAACAGGUUGGCAUCUGACCGUCCGCACUCUGAUCACCGUGUCUAAACGAGCCAUACAGGUUCUGAAUUGCUGUUCUCUGGAAUUUGGAAAUGGACAGCGUCUUGCCAUCAACGAUGUCUUCCAAACCGGACAGGCGGUUGAAAUUGAAGUCGAACCAAACCUCUAAACCGUCUCUUAUCAUGGCACUAAUAUCUUGCUUCGCCUGGCUCUAUGUUGCCGGACGGUUGUGGCAAGACGCAGAGAAUAGAACGUUAUUGACUAAUUUAUUGAAAAAGAACUCAGAGCAGAGACCAAAAGUGCUGACUGUUGAAGACAAGCUAAUGGUUUUAGGAUGCAAAGAUUUGGAGAGGAGGAUAGUUGAAAUUGAAAUGGAACUGACUUUAGCUAAGAGUCAAGGUUACCUUAGGAACCAGUUGUCGAAAAGUGGUUCCUCUUCAAGCAGUAAACUUCUUGCUGUUAUUGGCGUGUACACUGGUUUUGGAAGUCGAUUGAGACGAAGUGUGUUCAGAGCAUCCUGGAUGCCAAACGGUGAUGCUUUGGCGAAACUUGAGGAAAGAGGUGUCGUCAUAAGAUUUGUAGUUGGUCGAAGUCCUAAUAGAGGUGAUAGCCUAGACCGUAAUAUUGAUGAAGAAAAUCAGAUGUCAAAGGAUUUCUUGGUUCUUGAAGGACAUGAAGAGGCUCAAGAGGAGUUACCCAAGAAAGCUAAAUUUUUCUUCAGUACAGCAGUUCAGAAUUGGGAUGCCGAGUUUUACGUAAAAGUUGAUGACAACAUUGAUCUCGAUCUGGAUGGGCUGAUUGAACUUCUUAAGAGCCGCCGUGAUCAAGGCAGUUCUUAUAUUGGAUGCAUGAAGUCCGGUGAAGUUGUUUCUGAAGAGGGGAAAGCGUGGUAUGAGCCAGAAUGGUGGAAAUUUGGUGAUGAAAAAACGUACUUCCGCCAUGCAUCUGGUUCACUUUUCAUUCUCACAAAAGAUAUGGCUCAGUAUAUCAACAUUAACAGUGCAUCACUGAAGGCUUAUGCUCACGAUGAUAUAUCAGUGGGGUCAUGGAUGAUGGGCCUUCAAACAACAUAUAUUGAUGAUAGUCGCCUAUGCUGUAGCUCUCCAACACAAGAUAAGGUAUGCUCCAUGGCUUAAUAACGCAAAGCAGAUGUGCUGCAAUGACAGGGCGCUGUGACACUGCACAAUUCUUUCCCUAUUUGUUACGUACUCUUAGUAAAUGGUACAUUUAUAUAUUGUAGAAAAUAUGCAUCAUAUAACCCUUCAAUUACAUCCAAGAUAAUUUUUAUUUCAUCGUUAUAAUUAUGACAUUCCAAGAAGCUUUUGGUAGUCUUAUACUCAACUCAAAACC
Cuscuta epithymum is the source of this 1462-nucleotide messenger RNA. The record is from the annotation of a GenBank genome assembly. NCBI's taxonomy places the organism in Eukaryota, Viridiplantae, Streptophyta, Magnoliopsida, Solanales, Convolvulaceae.